Messenger RNA from Schistosoma mattheei, 5520 nucleotides. Lineage: Eukaryota; Metazoa; Platyhelminthes; Trematoda; Strigeidida; Schistosomatidae. The record is from the annotation of a GenBank genome assembly.
AUGGAUUUCAUUGAAAGUCCGAAUUUCUCCAUCUCUCGAUCAUUGGUUGAUUUAUGCAUUUCCAUCUACUCUAUUCUAGAUAUCUUUUUUGGAUGGCCUCGAGUCAAUAAUGGUGAUGUAGAUCUCAAGCUGCUUGAGGAACGACUAGGGUUUCUGAUAUUCCAGUCAAAGAAAAAAGUACUAGACUUUUGGAGUAUCUGCGAACAUCUAAAUAAAUUACCUUUUGGAAAGUGUGAGGAAAUUCCAGAAAACAUUCCGUUACCGUAUCGAUUUUUAACACCAAAUCGUGUCUCAGUUGAUCUUCGUCUUCAUGAUCCCGUUCUGCUUGAACGCUGUUUACAUGUGAUUGGAGAUUUGGAGAAUUCAGUGCGAGAAGAUUGGUUCCAAGAUUUUAAAGAAUAUUCUGUCUCACAGUUUAGAGAUGAAAAGAAAUCAGUAUCUGAAGUUAAAAGGUUAGUUUUACUGGAUGGUAUGAAACAGUAUGCAAUACGACUAUUUGAUGCCAUUCGUCAAAGUGAAGCGUUGCAUGAAAUUAGUCCAGGGAUAGCUGAACCAUUAAUUCAAGAAGCGAAAUUCAAGUUAAUUGUGACAGAAGCUAAAGAACUAUUUAUGCAAAAUUGGCUGUCAUACUGUCAGUCGUAUGAACGGAACUUAAAAUUAAACAAUCCUGUUUUAUUUAAUAUUCCUAAAUGGCGUUCAAAACAGUGGUAUUAUGCAAAGGCGGAAUACCUUCAGGAGCAUAAGUUGGACAUUCAUGAAUACGUUUUAUCGAAGUGCAUUUCAAAUGGUUUAGAAUCUUAUGCUUUUUUAAUUGGCCGUGAUUUAACAUUUUUAAAAGAUCGUGAAUGUUUCCUACGCGAUCAAAUAUUUAAAAGCGCUAGAUUUCCAGAUGAAGAGUUCAUUUUUCAAGUUUCACGACGCUGUCUUCGUAAUGUUUAUGUGUAUCGUGAGGACUUUAGCUUACCAAGUCGUUAUCAACUUGUAGAUACAAUAUUGGUCAGCUAUGAUUCUGAUAAAGAUUCUCCUGAUAAACUACCUACAAUUAAGCAACAUAUCAAAAGAAACAAAACUCAGAAUUGUACAACUGAAACAAAUAAAGGUGAUAAUUUCCCGUCUCAUGGUGACUUCUUUACUGAUAACAUUGUAGCAUCAAAUACAGACUUUUCAAAUAUUUUAAAUUCACCUGAUCAUCGUUACCGAGACCCGUUACUCCCACCCAAGAGCAGUACUGACCAUGUGAAUUAUUCGCAAUCAAAUUUUGUCAUGCAAUCUACAUUAGUGUUAAAAGCUUCCACACGUCAUUUUAUGUGGCGUUGGCUUGUUUCUUUCUAUGCACUUAUUCAUGGCUCAUCCGUUCAUUGGAAUACUUUUUACAAAGUUUUGCAGAAUCCAAUUACCGAUUAUAUUGAAAUAAGAAAUAGUAUGGUGUUUGUGAUCAAUUAUUCAAAAAAGACGAUAUCUGGUGAAUUAAUGGGUUGGAAAAUUAUUAAGGAUUCAGUAUAUCAGCUGAUAUGUGAGUACGACUACCAAUCUCAUUUCACUGACUAUGAAUUUCAGGUCAUUAUCCCUUUCCAAUCAUGUGUCAGCUACGUGGUAUUGUUCAAGCCGACGUCAAUCUAUUACAUGUACAAAGUAGAUAAAAAUUCAGGUUAUGUAUAUCAUGACAAAGCAUAUUAUAAUCAUACUUUAAUCAGCUUUCUUCGUCAAAUGUGGACUACACUACGUAAAAAUAGGCAAAAUUUUGACCAUCAAUUGUUAUCAACUGGGAUUUUUCGAUGGUAUAUAAUACGACCAAUUCAUUGGAUCUGGACGUAUAUAAUUUGUGGUGUCUUGACAACCAUGGUUCUAAUAAUAUUUUGGCCUACACUAUGUAUUUUAUGCUCUACCACUUCAAUAGUAGUCGGUGUGCUUUCGAUACCUGUGAUACCAUUACUAUCUUUACUUGCACAUUUACUUGGUUUACUCUUUUGGAAUGCAUACACACCGGUUCUUGGUUCUAAUCGUCUACUACCAUUAUUCGAGAUUAUUAUUUACCAAUUCUUGUUAAAAUCGAUCGUGCAAUUUUUAGUCAGUGUACUGUGUGCAUUUAUAUUAUGCCCUGUAUGGUUCAUACUUCAUCUUUUAUUCACCGUAACCAAAUAUCUACUGUAUACUUUGUGGGAUGCUUUCGUAUUUCACUUCGUGUUCAAACUAGUCACUCGUAUACCAUGUCAAGAGAAUUGUUCUGUGAAACGUUCUAAUGAUCCUCAAACUGUGCGAAGCAUUUGCUUACUGGCUCGACCUGAAGACAUUUUGAUUAUACUUAAUGUGCAAUUAGAAUAUUUGGAACUGAAUUUAUGGAAAAGCCAAAUGGAAUCUAUGGCUAAGAAGCCUAUCACUGUGUACAACGAUUUUUUACAAUCAUUAUCUUCCCUACCUAUAUCUGUGUUAUCGGACAACACUGUCGCCGAUACAUUAAAUACCAAAACUCGAUGUUGGCUCAACCUAAUAGAAAAGAGUUAUAAUAGGCGUGCCAAAGCUCUUGAAGUCCAAUCCAAGUCGAAAUUCUUUCGACGCAUAAAGUUAUCUGAUCGAAAUUUAAAAUUAACUCUUGAUUUAGGCUCAGAGUUAGCUAAAUGUUUCUAUGAAUUGCGGAUUCUGCCUCGUAUACAUUUAUUGGAACGACGUAUUGAUGAUUGGUGGUCGGAAUUUCAGCUUGAUGAAAAUGAUUUCACUGGUCUAUGCAGUUAUUUGCUAAGAAAUGCAUUCGGUGAACAGAUUUUCUGCUGUAUUACAGAAAAGAAUAUUACCAUCCCAUUACAGACUCGUGAUGCUAGUCUUGGUCACCGAUUCCGUGAAUUGAUACUUUCGAAUUUAAGCAAACAAAUUUGUGGUUCUUCAGCGCAUUCAGUACAUGGUAACGAGGUUCAGUCAGUUACUGUAGAAUCUGUUAACCAUUUGGAAGAAGAAUCUUGUGAUCUCAUUGAAUUAGAUAAUGAAGAUGAAUCUCUUUCAUUAGGAACUGUUUCGAGCAAGCAGGACCAUAGUGACAAUAAUAUAAGUAAUUGUAAUAACGUGGUUUCAAGUUCAAAUUUCCCAGUUGAUUCUCAUAAUUCAGUUACCGAAACAUCUUGUGAUCCAAAUAGUGUUUAUGUUUCGCCUAUCGUACACAGCACUGUGCAUUCAGGAGGAUAUGAACCCAAUCUGAUGAAGCCUUCAAUUAUUGAUCCGAUGUCUCUUAUUCACAUUGAUUUACCAAAUUUUCCUCUAUCAGUUUUUGCACCAAGAACAGUUCGAACUCUUCCAUCUCCUCUGAAAUCUUGUUCUAGACAAAACGUCCCAUCUGUUGAGAAAAGUACUCGCAAUCAUAACACAUCAAGUCAGUGUUCUUGUAUCUCAUUAACAAAAACCUAUUUGGAGAGUGAUUUUCAUAAAUAUCUAGCUGAAACAUGGUCUGAUCAAUCGUUUGAUGAACUAAACUCCUUAGAGUCUGAUCCAUUAAUGCAGCACAAAGGAGCAAUGCAGUCUCAUCAUCAUAAGUAUUCAGCGGCUAAACGUCUGUUAUCCAGUUGGACAAUAUUGACUUCAGGUGACAAUGUUACUAAUGUGGACGAUAUUAGUACCAAUACAUGCGAUAAAGAUGAAAACCAGGAAUUACAUGAUAAAAUUCGUUCUUUGUUAAGACUUGGAAAUGAAGAAAAUCAAUGGUGUUAUUGCUGUGACCAUUUGUCUACAAGGAAUUCGGCUACCAUGUCUAAUAUUGACAAGUCUAUUUUUGCAUUUCAGAACGUUAUUCAGCAUAUGGCACGAGUUUAUCAUCCAUGUAUUAUCACACUGCUAAUGCAUUCAAGAGAUCGUGAAAACACUGUACUCGAUGUGAAUCAUCCAUUGAUUCACAAACUGAUCCAUCAAAUCACUAGACCAAAAGCACAAAUGAAUGAUUUAACUGGUUGUUUGGAUUCUUCAUCUCAUAAAUCUGAUGGACAGUACGGUUGUUUACGUAGAAAUGAUGGUUCCAAUAUGAAUAGUAUGUCGUUAGAUACCAUGAAUAAUGCAUCAAAUGAUAUUUUGCCUUAUUUUAAACAACCAAAACACUCUCAACAAUUUCUCAAGUCACCGAUCUCUACUAGUGGACUGAUACAUCAUCCUGAUUCAACUGCUCAUUAUAGAUGGUAUUCUAAUGUAAAUGUUAGUUUUACUAACCCUCAUUUUACUAAUAUCAGUAAUAAUGAUUGUAUUAAUAAUGUUAUGAAUCAGUCGUUGCAUUUUCAGCCAAACUGGUCAAAAAAUCACUCAUCACAUGAAGGAAUCUAUGAUUUUGCACAUUCACAACAAUAUUUUAUUCCUAUGAACGAAAUGGCUAAGAAAAGUAAUAAUAAUUACGACAAUCAGAUCACUGUUAUUAAUGAUAAUAACUUACUAAAUGCUUAUAGCUAUCGAAAUUCAAAAUGCUUUUGGUCUGGUCUUGAGAUUCCAACGAAUAAUCAUGAGGAUAAAGAUUUUUCAGGUGGUACACCAACACCUAGUUUAUAUGGCACUGAAGAUGCAGCUACAACAGAUGAUUUAGACGAGACUGAAGAUAUCCUAUCCAUGUCAAGCAGUGUACAUCAUUCUGAAUUAGUUGAUAAUUUGCUUAAUAUAACUACACAGGAACAAGACAUUAUAAAUGACAUCAGCAAUCCAACUGCUACUCGUCCAUUGCGUUUACCUUUAGCUAUACCAGAAUUAUUAACAAUAUCAGCAACUACGGCUGGUAGUGGAGAUACUCAAAGUCAAUUGGAAAGUGAAAUUAUUGAUGAAUGUUCUUCGUUUGGUUUAACAAGUUCACGGUUGUCGAAUCCUAGACAGUCAUUAUCCUUCACUAUUGAUCCACUGCCAUGUAUUCAGUCAGUGCAAUUAAAAUCUAGUCAACUUGAAUCACAUGAAGUACUAAAAAUCCCAGCUACAGAAUGUGCAUGUAGUCCAGUUGGUAAUUCGAAUAUGUUUUUUGAUUCCAGCCCAGCUGAAACUGUGAUUAUUAAUGGAAUGUUUGGAACUAGUAAAUCCAGCAGUCACCUAUUACUUCAAGAUCAAGACAUACAGUCAAUUGAAGAAAAUAACUCAAAUUUCAGUUCAAAUAUUUAUUACGAUAACAAUGAACAACAUGAUACAAAAGACACCAGUCAGAUUAAAUCGGAUUCAACCGUACUGAAUGAUCAAAUUAAGAUUUUUGAAAUGGAUAAUGUUGAUGAUGAGGAAUGUGUGGAUGAUGAGCAUAACACUUUGAAAACUGUGAUCAAAUUGUUCUGAAUUGACCAGUGAUCUGGGUUUCUCGUUUUCUUACAUACGUUCUCCUUUGAAGUGAUUUUUUAGCAUAUAUUUAUUUAUACACUUUACGUGAAUACAACUUUCAAAGAAAUUAAUAUCCAUAUUCGUAGCCAGGACUAUGCGGCUCGAAAUUAUGAUUGUUUGUGUCAUCAUGAGUAUGUAACAGCUAACUGUUCAUUCCUACUGUUAUUAUUAUCGUUUAUAUAGUUUAUCCAAUUAGCAGUUCAAUUCUUU